This is a messenger RNA of Nelumbo nucifera (sacred lotus), 1361 nucleotides long. Its product is annotated as transcription factor MYB63-like. The record is from RefSeq and is a predicted model, not a curated record. Lineage: Eukaryota; Viridiplantae; Streptophyta; Magnoliopsida; Proteales; Nelumbonaceae.
CCUCGGCGAGUGAUCCUGUUUAUAGUCCGUAGUCGAUCGAAGGAGUAAGAAGUCUUCGACCCACCCUGCAGGAGAUUGACGGAAGUGUCUGGAGAUGGGUCGAGGGCGCACUCCAUGUUGCGACAAGACAGGGUUGAAGAAGGGCCCAUGGACUCCAGCGGAGGAUAUGAAGCUCAUAGCCUUCAUUCAGAGGCAUGGACAUGAGAACUGGCGUGCCCUCCCUAAACAAGCAGGUUUGCUUCGAUGUGGGAAGAGUUGCCGAUUAAGAUGGACUAAUUACCUUCGACCUGAUAUCAAGCGAGGAAACUUCACCGUGGAAGAAGAGGAAAUCAUAAUCAAGCUACAUGAAUUGUUAGGAAACAAGUGGUCAAAAAUUGCUUCUCAUUUGCCAGGGCGAACUGAUAAUGAGAUUAAGAACGUGUGGAAUACCCAUUUGAAGAAGCGAUUAGUACCAAAGGCACCCAAAAUUCUUGAGGAGUUGGUGGAGAAACAGGGUCCCCCAGUUGAAGUAUCACCAACUGAGUGGAAAAAGGACGUCUUGGACGCUUUAUUAGAUGAUAAAAUUGGCAUUGAAAUUGAGAACAGAAUGGUGCAGGAAGUUGAUCGUUCCAGAGAUGAAUGUCAAAAGUUAUCACCUUCCACUUCAUCGUCUUCCUGUGGUUCUUGUGUCUCAGAUUCAAAUCAAAUUGACGCGUCAGGAAGAGAGGGGCAAGCAUAUCCACAAUCCGAAUCUGGGGGACGACUGUGCGAAACUCAAAGCACAUUACAAGAAGUGAACAAGAAUGAACAAACAGAAGAAAGGCUUGAAAUCCCAUUCGAGCCUAAUUUAGACUUUUGGGAGGUGUUUGACGAUUACCCAUGUUUGUUGACAUCCAGCGUUCCUAUGUGUGGGGUUGAAUCUAACCAACACUCUGAAGGAUGCAAAAAAGAGGUUGAAAGCAUGAGGUGGGUGUCAUACUUGGAAAACGAACUUGGACUACAUGAAACAACUGAGGAAGUAUUUCAGCCACAGGUCUCCAAUUCCUCUUGUGAAGAGAUACUGCUGAAGACGGAAGUUGAUCCAGUCGCUACUUAUUUUCAGAUGUCACCAUCUUCACCAUUGAAUUUUGGUCUUUAGACAAAGUCAGAAAUUGUAGGAUUCAAAGAGCCAAUCAACCCGCGCGUCUGUAUACUAACAAGUAAAAAGUUGGUAGAAUUUUAGUGGGUCAUACUAAAACGUGUUAGUAAUCAUUCAAGUAGGUCUCUUUCAUCAUUUGUGAUCAGGGAAUCUGCUGUAAGUUGGUCUAAAAAUCCAAACUAGAUAAGAAUUGUCACUCACAAAUAGAGUUAAAUUAAAGGGCUAAAUCUAUACUAUAUAUAAA